Brassica rapa (field mustard) is the source of this 2668-nucleotide messenger RNA. RefSeq names its product small RNA 2'-O-methyltransferase. The record is from RefSeq and is a predicted model, not a curated record. NCBI's taxonomy places the organism in Eukaryota, Viridiplantae, Streptophyta, Magnoliopsida, Brassicales, Brassicaceae. Gene Ontology annotation, molecular function: peptidyl-prolyl cis-trans isomerase activity.
UCUUCUGUUUCAUCUCCCUUUUGUUGUUGUGGAACGAAGACUCAACGAGACUCAGAAAAUAAGCCAUCUUUUUUCUUACUGUAUAUCUCUAAGAAAACCUCUUAUUCGUGGCAAUCACAAAAGUUACCAUCUUUCUAAUAGGUUCUUUGUUUGUCUCAGUUUGUAAAGAAUCUACAGUGAGUUUGUAAUGGCGGGUGGGGAGGAGAAGACUCUUACUCCAAAGGAGAUUAUACAUCACAAGUUUGGUGUUAAAGCAAGUUACAUGAUUGAGGAAGUUCGUGUUUCUUCUCAGAGUACUUGUCUCUAUCGAUGCCACUUGCAGCUACCAGACUUUUCUGUUGUAUCAAAUGUCUUUAAGAGCAAGCAGGAUUCUGAACAAUCCGCUGCUGAAUUGGCUCUGGAGAAGGUAUGCCUUUGGUUUCAUCUCUCAUCUGUAUUUGUAUCUUUGUUUUCUAAAAACUCAUUUGUGUUAAAGAAGACAAUACUGUUAAUGUUGCAGCUAGGCAUUCACCCUCAGGAUGAUCAUCAUAUUACUGUGGAGGAAGGUUGGGAGGAUAUUGUUGAACGCAUCAAGUAUAUAUUUUCUGACGAGUUUCUUUCAUCUGAUCACCCUCUUGGAAGUCACCUUAGAGCAACAUUACAAAGGACAGGUGAACAUCGUGGAUCAGUUCCUGUUUCUGUCAUUACUACGUUUGACUCAAAGAUCAACAGCCUUUGUAAAGUGAUCAAUCCUUCCAUGGACUCUGAUCCUACUGUGGCCAUGUCCUAUAUCAUGAAGGCUGCUCUAAAGUUAUCAGAUUACAUUGUGGUAUCUCCACACGCGGCUUCACUCAGAAGGAAGAGUCCAUACCCUCCAGCAAUCAUAGAAGGACUUGCUACUCAUGUAGAAAGCAUAAAAGUUGAGGCUGUACAUAUAAAAUGUACCAAAUGCGAUGAAGAGGUUGUUGCGCCAGUCGUUCUUGAUAUCUCAUCAGAUCGGUAUUACUUGGAUACUAUUGCUGAAAAGCUUGGUUUGAAGGAUGCCAGCCAAGUGAUGAUAUCCAGGGCGAUUAGCAAAACUUUCUCUGGCUAUGAGUGUAGAGUAUACUCUGCCAUUCCUAAGCUGACGUCUUCCAAUGAUUUAAAAAAGUCUCGGAAUGCAAAAGCAAGUUUUGUUUGUUGUGGUCAAGAUAUUCAUGGUGAUGCAAUCUUGGCAUCUGUUGGUUACACAGGGAGGUCCCAUGAUCUUGAACAUGAGGAUGUAACCUUAAAGUCAUUUUACAGGUCCCUUUACCAACUUUUUUCUUUUCAACAUGUUUGUUUUUUUUUAGUUCGUGUAUCUUAUCAUGUUUUUCGCUUGUGCAGGAUAUGUUGCGGUAUGUCACCCAAUGGAAUCUACAAAAUCUCCAGAAAAGCGUUGAUUGCUGCACAGCUGCCUUUAUUAUUCACCAGAGAGUCUAAUUGGCGAGGUCCAUUCCCCAGGGAGAUUCUCUGCAUGUUCUGUAACCAACAACAACUAGCAGAACCGGUGUUUACUACAUCUACAGCUCCUGCUAAGUCGAUGUCUGACUUGUUAAGUUCCUUCAACAAGAUAAAAGAUGAUUCUGACAAUCAGUAUUCGAGUAGAGGUAAUUGGGGGAUGCCAGGAUCAGGGAAGGGGUAUAGAUGUGAAGUGAAGAUUUUCUCAAAGUCACAGGGUUUGGUUUUAGAUUGUUCGUUGAAGAAGUUAUAUGAGGAGGAAAAUGAUGCUGUUCAAAAUGCUGCAUUGAAAGCCCUCUCAUGGUUUAGUAUGUUUUUCGGCGACAUGGAUGUAGAAUCCCUGGAACCAUGCUAUACAGAUGACGACCUGAAUAUUCAGUUUAAUCAGAGGAAUCGUUUUAAAGAGACCUUACCAAGCAGUAGAGUGUAUCAACUCCCCGAGAUUAUCAGAAACGGAGAAUCAAGGUGGUACAUGGGUAUGAUGCCAUGGGAAAAGAAGCGUGUUCAAAAUAUAGCAAACGGUUCCUUGGUCAGCAUAUGCUAUUCUGUGUACUUGAAAAAGGAUGCUGAGUAUUCAAAGAAAGGUAAAUCUUUGAAAGAACUCAUUGAAAGCAAUGAAGAGAUAGAGUUUGAGGUAGGGCAUGGGUCUAUGAAUCCACAUCUUGAAUCAGUUGUUACUCAGAUGUCUGUGGGUCAGCAUGUUCGUUUCUCUACUGGAUUGCCUGCUGAAGCCUUGGUUUUGGCCGCUGGCAAUGAUACUGCGAAAGCUGUCUCACUCUUGUCAGGUUUGGAGUACAGUGUAAUUUUGUUGGGAGUGAAGGGUCCAACAGAAGAACAAAUGGAGAAGGCUAACAUUGUUGAAAAGGUUGCAGAAGGCUUCUUCUUGCAGUCUCUUAAAGACUAGUCUUUGAUAGAAAGAGUAUCAACCAGAGUAGGCUUUAAAAGAGUAUCAACCAGAGUGGGCUUUUGAGUUCAUCAAUAAACUCUCCCUGGUCUUUGAUCUUCUAAAAGGUCCCCAAGUCUUGCCCUUUGUCUUUCGAGUCCCAUUGAUUUCCAAAGCACAAGAGAUGUGAAGUACUUUAACUUAUGAAGUUCGGAUUGGUUUUUUCUCCUAGAAGUUUUCUCUUACAAAAAGAUGAGGUCUCUAAGCAUAUGAACAUGACCUGCAAACUUAUGUCCAAAUUCUCUUUCGAUAUUUAAAGGUUUAGUA